UCAACCGCAUCAUCAUUAACAGCUAUUACAGAAAACUCAACCGCUUCAUCAUUAACAGCUACUACAGAAAACUCAACCGCUCCAUCAACCCCAGAUUCAACAAUUAUCUCAACCGCUCCAGCAACCCGAGUUACUCCAAACACAGACACUUCAACCAGUACUAACCCACCAGUCAGCAAUAAAUGCAAUGAUACCAGCUGUGGAGGUGGCGCUGUGUGUGUCCCACUGUUUGAUAGUAUCGCCUGCCAGUGUCCCGUUAGGUUUUAUUAUGAAGACCAGAGCUGUAAAGAAGGGGGCAGCGUGCUUGGAAAACUCAUAUUCUUGGAUAGAAACUUUACGCAAGAUACGGAGUCUCAAGCAUACACUGACCUGUACCAGGAAAUACAAAAGUUUUUUACGACAUCACUGGGAACACGAUACAAUCUCACCUACGUUGAAACGGUUAUUGAGAAUAUAACAGCGGUUUCAUCUACAAGUCGAGCACUUACACCCGUAGUUACUGCCCUAGUUAUUAACAUGUUUAAUACUCUCUCAAUAAAUCUCACUCAAAUAAAUGAGCACAUACGGCAAGAGGCGGCUGGCCAGGCGUUCUCUUAUAGCAGUCGCAGUAUAUGUGUAUUCGCUAGCUGUGAUCUGAAAACAACAGCCUGCAUUGAGACACAAAAUGGUCAGAAUACUGAAUGUUACUGCCUUGGGGGACACUAUCGUGAGAGCAACACUGCCUGCAAAAACUGUAGUGAUCAUUGUGUAGCGAAUACUAAUCAGCAAUGUGUUUGGAGCACCGAAACCUUGGAGGAAAAAUGCCAGUGUCUCCCAGGAUACACCACGAACAAAGAUGGAGGCUCGUGCAAAGAAUGUGACUUUGGAUACUCCGGAAAUGACUGCAAGGACAAUUUCUUGUUAAUCCUGGUUAUUGUCGGCUCAGUAGCUGGUGGAGUGAUUAUUGCCCUGGUUGGGGCAGUUAUUGGAAUCAGUGUGAGAUCCAGUCGGAAAAGAAAGGACUAUGAGAGAACUGAAUUACUUGGUAACGAUGACAAGGUUUCUGGGGGCGCUAGCCCUAUGACUGGCCAUCUGUUCCCCAAAGUCCGAGCCAAACCCGACCUAGGCCAUGUGAACCGAGCCUCCAACGUGUAUGAAGAUGGCCAGUUCAGCCAGUCCUUCCCCAAGAGGGACUACAACGAGGCAAACGAGGAGCCUUGGUAUGAAAUGAACCAGAGGGAACGGAGGUACUGAGGACAUAUGGCGAGAGCGGACCGGGCCACGGGAAUCAAGGAA
Messenger RNA from Pelobates fuscus (common spadefoot toad), 1275 nucleotides. It is a transcript of the gene MUC13, whose product is annotated as mucin 13, cell surface associated. The transcript has 11 exons. Gene Ontology annotation, biological process: heart development. The coding region runs from base 517 to 1233 and encodes 238 amino acids. The record is from RefSeq and is a predicted model, not a curated record. NCBI's taxonomy places the organism in Eukaryota, Metazoa, Chordata, Amphibia, Anura, Pelobatidae.